Python bivittatus (Burmese python) is the source of this 2371-nucleotide messenger RNA. It is a transcript of the gene SYF2, whose product is annotated as SYF2 pre-mRNA splicing factor. The record is from RefSeq and is a predicted model, not a curated record. Gene Ontology annotation, cellular component: post-mRNA release spliceosomal complex; catalytic step 2 spliceosome; Prp19 complex. Lineage: Eukaryota; Metazoa; Chordata; Lepidosauria; Squamata; Pythonidae.
CGAGAAACAGGAAGUGCUCGGUGUUUACCAAGACGAGGAGAAGAUGGAAACGAUUGUGGGUGACGGAGCCUCGCGGGCUGGGACGAUGGUUUCUGACACUUCAGACAGUCCGCUGACAGCAGAAGAGGUUGCUGCCCAAAAGAGAGAAGAACGGCUUAGAAAAUUCCGAGAGCUUCAUUUGAAAAGGCAUGAAGCCCGCAAGUUAAAUCAUCAGGAAGUUGUGGAGGAGGAUAAAAGGUUGAAGUUACCAGCCAACUGGGAAGCAAAAAAGGCUCGGUUAGAAUGGGAACUGAAAGUGGAAGAAAAGAAAAAGGAAUGUAUGGUGAAAGGGGAAGAUUAUGAGAGAGUGAAGCUGCUAGAAAUUAGUGCAGAAGAUGCAGAACGCUUUGAGAGGAAGAAGAAGAAGAAAAAUCCUGAUCUUGGAUUUUCAGACUACGCUGCUGCUCAAUUACGCCAAUAUCAGCGGCUGACCAAGCAAAUUAAACCUGAUCUGGAGAAGUAUGAAAAGUUAAGAGAAGAAAGUGGUGAAGAUUUCUUUCCAACUUCAAAUAGUUUACUUCAUGGAACUCAUGUGCCCUCCAGAGAAGGAGUUGAUAAAAUGGUUUCAGAUGUUGAAAAACAAAUUCAAAAACGUGAAAAAUACAGCCGGAGACGCUCUUACAAUGAUGAUGCAGAUAUUGACUACAUUAAUGAGCGGAAUGCCAAGUUCAAUAAAAAGGCAGAGAGAUUCUACGGGAAAUACACUGCAGAAAUUAAACAGAAUUUGGAAAGAGGAACAGCAGUGUAGACUGAAAAGUUCAGGAGUCUGGCUUCUCUAAGACCUUUAUGUGUAAAAUAUGCUUUGCAAAGAGAAAGUUAAAACAUGUUCUAAUACUAGAAUGAAACUUGUCCAAGAAUAUUACUACUCUAUCAAAGAAGAGUAUGUUAGAAAACAGUAACAAUUAUGUAAUUGUAGAAAACCAAACUAUUUGAAGUUAUGGUUGGUGAGCCCGUUAUUUCAUGAAGAUGAGAAUCUUAAAUCACAAAUUCCGAUGUUUCUUUUAAUGUUCCUGAAUUUUAUUUGAAAGCCAUCGCCUUUGUGUUAGUUGAUAUGUUAAUUUUCGUGGUUUGAUUAAACUAGGAGCCAUAGUGUAUAAAACUGUUUUUAAAAUGCUCUUGGUAUUUUCUGCCUGCUUAAGUGAGCAUCUGGUUUACAACAGAGUUAGUGGAGACCCCCAAAAAGUAAUGGAAUACAAGCAGAUAUGCAAAACAGGUCCAAGUGGUCUUGACUUUUGUACACCAAGAAAAGCUGUCUUAGAAAGCUCUCUAAAAGUUAGAUAUUAUUUAUCUUUAGAAAUGUGUGUGAUAUUGUUCAUAGAGGUAGUCCUUGACUCGCGCCCACUUGUUCAGGGAUCUCGUACUCCAUAGCACCCCUCCCAUUCACCCAUGUUUCCCAGCGCCCACCUGCUGCCCUUGUACAGCCUACCUGCACUCCCCAGCGCCUGCCCAGUGGCCACCCCCCCCCGUGAUCCUUAUCUGGGACUCCCACCUCUUCCCACUUAACGACCCAUACAAUCCUGGGGUUACAGCAGCAACGGGGACUGCCAUCACCAAGCGAUGCAGUCAUGUGAUGUCACACUUUAUGACUGCAUCGCUUAGCAAUGGCAGUUCCAGUCCCAGUUGCCGUCAUAACCCGAGGACUACCUGUACAGUGAAAGAGGUUUAAUCAAAGGAUACCACAAUGGGGACAACUUUAUUAUUCUGUUACAUCAAAGUCAGGUGUACCCAAAUAGAGUCAACUGUGACUGGGCGUAGUGGUGGUGAUGAGAUAGCCUACUUAGCUUAGCUACAGCCAUGAUGUUUUCCCAGAUUCUUGCCUGUUCAGCUAGUUUAACUGUUCAACUAGUUUAGCUGAACUAAUUGGGGUGAGAAAGAGGGCUAGGAGAGACCCUUGUAGCUUAGAGUUAUGAAGAGGUUAUAGAUAAUAGAAUACGUGGGACUGAAAUGGGAGGAAACGGUUAUGAUUCCCUGUGCAGCUGGAAUUUGAAAACAGAUCCUACGUUUGUUCACUGAUUCUGCCUAUUAUUGAGCAAGAUAACUAGAAACCAAGGAUGUGUAAGAAAGAGAUAAGCUGAGAUCAAGCUAAUUAUAAGUGCUUUGUAAGCAGAUUCCUAUUAAAUGUUAAGGUGAGGAGAACAGUAUAUUUAACUUGGCUGUGAUGAAUGACCUAAUACGUUACUACUUUUUUAGUUUUGUGUCUUUGUAAGAACCCACCCUGUAUUUUGUAAGGACUGUAUAAAAGCAACUCACCUAAAAGGGGGGGGGGGGGCUGCACCUGCUUUGGAGUUUAUUCCCAAGCGUCCUUUCUCUGUACAGAAUAAAGCUUUUAUAA